AUGAACUCGAAGCAAAGCCGCUAUGUAGUGUUCGUCUACUUGCUCUUGUUGCUUCUCGACGGUGGCUUCACUCUUACGAAUAGUGGGAGAGCAUUCCUGUCACAGAGAAAUAUUGAAACGAACCUGACGUCUUUCCCUGGAAGCGGCUCGAUCGUGGAAAAAAAUCGCUUCGCAGGGAUCAGCGAUUACAUGUACGAAGGCGAUAUCAACCUAACCGAGGAACAACUCACUGCCCUCGAAUCGAAAUUGAACAACGGUACAACUCGACAAAAACGCCAAGCAUCCAAGCUUUUUCCUUUGUGGACAAACAAAAUAGUGUUCUACUACUAUAAUGAAAGCUUUGUACCACCAAUGAGGGCGCUCGUCAACAAGACUCUUGCUUACCUCAGUGCUCGCACAUGUCUUACCUUUGUUGAGAACGCGACAGCUACGAAUCGCGUUCGAGUGAUCGAAGGUGAUGGCUGUUACUCGUCCGUCGGAAUGAUUGGAGGCGAACAGGACUUGUCGCUAGGCUGCGGUACAGUAAGUUCCCUAAACAAAGCUCUUGUACAAAAGUAG
Messenger RNA from Haemonchus placei, 558 nucleotides. The record is from the annotation of a GenBank genome assembly. NCBI's taxonomy places the organism in Eukaryota, Metazoa, Nematoda, Chromadorea, Rhabditida, Trichostrongylidae.